Rhododendron vialii is the source of this 1831-nucleotide messenger RNA. RefSeq names its product B3 domain-containing transcription factor VRN1-like. Lineage: Eukaryota; Viridiplantae; Streptophyta; Magnoliopsida; Ericales; Ericaceae. The transcript is spliced from 4 exons. Gene Ontology annotation, molecular function: DNA binding. The record is from RefSeq and is a predicted model, not a curated record. The coding region runs from base 206 to 1660 and encodes 484 amino acids.
UGCUGAUCACAUCACAUCAACCGCCUCGGUGGCGCCACCUCCACUUUUCCCGAGUAUAAAACUAUAAUGAAUGAAGGCCUCUGAAUCUGACCCUUUCGUCCCUCUCGUUAUUUCCUAGGACACAGUAAACGCCAACUUUCCUCCAGAGAGAGAAGAGAGAAGAAUUCAAUGAAUUAAACCGGACAUUGGCGGCUCUGGUUGAAAAAUGGGAGAGCAACGGGGGAAAGUAGCCGACUCCGGUUGCCAGCGGCGGCGGAGUUGUGUGGCGAGUCAGAAUAAUUAUCCAAACUUCUGCAGACUGAUUGUAUCAACCAGUGCUCAAGAGAGGCUGAGGAUCCCGGGGAAGUUCAUCAAGAAGCUUGGGAAUGAAAUUCCUAAUGUUGCAACUCUCAUAACUCCAAAUGGUUGUGUUUGCCAUGUCAGAUUAGAGAAAAUUGAUGGCAAGUUUUGCUUCACUGACGGUUGGCAUGAAUUUGUAAACCACCAUUCUAUCGGUGUGGAGUGCCUUUUAAUCUUCACAUUCCUCGGGAACUCAACCUUGAGAGUGAACAUAUAUGACAUUGGUAAUGCUGAGAUAAACUAUCAAUGCAACAGUCACAGAGGACCAAGUUGUGGAUACCAGGUACCUGUUAAGGAAGACGAUUGCGUUGGAUUGAUGGAUCGCCUCCCUCCGCGCCAAGCACCUAGAUCUCGGGAAAUCAAAGAAGCUGAUAAUGUGUCUGAAGCCAAACUAAACAGUACAAAGGGAGAUAAGCUACACAAUUUCAAGAAUUUGGAUAAGGCACCGGUUCCAUGCGUUCAGUGUGGUUACCGAGAAUCCAGUUGUGGAUACCGAGAACCUAUUGAGGAAGAAGUACAAGAUGAUGAUGAUGAUGUUGGAAUAUUGGAUCCCCCUCCUCCCUGCCCAACUCCUAAUUCUUGGGAAAGGAAAGAAGCCGAUAGUGUGUUUGAAAAAACAGCCAAAGCAAACAGAGCAGGAAUAUCCAACUCACGGUCGCCCUUGUCCUAUGUAGUGAAGGAAGUGCUGCUAAGUGAGCUUAUGACAUCUGAAACUAGGUUGAAUCAAGAAACCAGAAAAAGAAAAAUAGAUGAAUGCGAGGAUUCAGCUAAAAAAAAAGUGAGCAAGUCACCAACUCCUGGCGCUGAAACAAGUUUGUGGAGAUCGAGAGCCGUGACACCCCAAGAAAAAGUUAAAGUGCAAAAUAUAUCAAGGAUGUUUCGUUCUGAAAAUCCAUUCUGCAGGGUUUUGUUACGAUCGUCGUACACACACAAGGGAAAUAGCCUGCAUUUUCCAUCUUCAUUUGCUGAGAGGUAUCUCGGAGGGGUUUCACAAUUCAUAACCAUUGCAGUUUCCACCGGGGAAGAGUGGCAGAUCAGGUGCACGUGGCUGGAGAAUGGUUCGGCUAAAUUAACCACGGGGUGGCAUCAAUUUGUUCUGGAUAACAGGUUGGAGGAGGGUGAUGUUUGUAUUUUUGAGCUGAUCAAGACGGUCAAUAUCGUGCUCAAAGUUACCAUCUAUCGGGUCACCCCAGAUGCAGAACGGCCUGUACCCGCGAGAAAGACGAUAAAUGAAACAAUGCAGAACAGCGAACCGGCCUAUGGAGUAACAACUCGGUCCAAAUCAGUGAAAUCAGUCUCUGGUAAUGAGCUGAAUGGAUGAAAUCUAUCAGUAAAACUUUCUUUUCUUUGGUAGAAUGUGAACUCGACGAACAAUUUCCCUUUUGUGUUCAAGAAAUUUGGGAGUAGUCCGUACAGAAAUUGGCAUCUUGUCUGCUCUUUCAAAACCUUCUUUCUCUUAAUUCCUUCUUAGUAGUUGUUUUUUAGUAUUUCA